CUCUCUCUCUCUCUUAUUUGGGUUUGGGGCAUUAUAGAUACAUAUAUAUAUAUAAAUAUAUAUGCGUGCUAUAUUUGGUGGAGUACACGCUGACGCAGCAACAGACCAGAAACAGAGAGAUAUUCCUCUUCCUCCUCCAACGCUGCGAGCUAGGGAAGAAUGUCGUACGACUACCUCUUCAAGUACAUAAUCAUCGGAGACACAGUGAGUUUGUAGGUGUCGGAAAAUCGUGUUUGCUUUUGCAAUUUACGGAUAAGAGGUUCCAGCCGGUGCACGACCUCACAAUCGGAGUUGAAUUUGGUGCUCGGAUGGUUACUAUUGACGGCAGGCCGAUUAAGCUUCAGAUUUGGGACACUGCUGGCCAAGAGUCGUUUCGAUCCAUCACGAGGUCAUAUUACAGAGGUGCAGCUGGCGCGCUUCUGGUUUAUGACAUCACUAGGAGGGAAACCUUUAAUCAUCUUGCAAGCUGGCUGGAAGAUGCUAGGCAGCACGCAAAUCCAAAUAUGACAAUCAUCCUUAUAGGAAACAAAAGUGAUCUUGCUCAUCGAAGAGCAGUAAGCAAGGAUGAGGGAGAACAGUUUGCAAAAGAAAAUGGGCUUCUAUUCUUGGAGGCAUCUGCCAGAACAGCCCAAAAUGUUGAGGAGGCAUUCACAAGGACUGCAGCCAAGAUACUUCAGAAGAUACAGGAAGGAGUCUUUGAUCUAUCGAACGAGUCAUCCGGCAUCAAAGUUGGCUAUGUACGUCCUCAGGGCUCAGGAGGUGGGAGAGAGGGAGCUGUUGCUCAAAGAGGUGGAUGUUGCAGCUGAUUGUAGAUAUAUCAAAGUUGCUGAAAGAGGUCAAUCCUCCCUCCGAUCGUAGAUAUAUAAAGGGGUUGUAACCUUCUAGUGUCUGCCAAUCUGCUUCCAUGAAUUCAGAAUCUGAUUGUUUGAAAGAAAUUGCACAGUUCAAGUUAUUUAAAUGAACUGGCAUAGGAAAAUUAAACGCAACCUCUAUGGAGAUUCAGUUGCAUAGAUGCGAUAAACUUUGACUGGUUCUGAUGUAUAUUGUCCUCUAAUUAUAUCCUAUCAUAUUGAUUCCUUUUAACGUAUUUUCUCUCACUUCA
This is a messenger RNA of Sesamum indicum (sesame), 1102 nucleotides long. Its product is annotated as ras-related protein RABB1b. Gene Ontology annotation, molecular function: GTPase activity; GTP binding. Lineage: Eukaryota; Viridiplantae; Streptophyta; Magnoliopsida; Lamiales; Pedaliaceae. The record is from RefSeq and is a predicted model, not a curated record.